Molecule: messenger RNA, 1020 nt
Organism: Lodderomyces orthopsilosis Co 90-125
Lineage: Eukaryota; Fungi; Ascomycota; Pichiomycetes; Serinales; Debaryomycetaceae
Product: cell proliferation protein
Exons: 1
Coding region: 1-1020 (339 amino acids)
Cellular component (GO): cytoplasm
Source: RefSeq, a predicted model, not a curated record
AUGGCGGAGGAAUAUGCAACAUUUGAAAAGUCAGGUGUCACUGUGGAUGAAAUUGUACAAUGUUCAUUCUCCAAUUGGUGUGACUUAUUUAAGGAGCAUUUGUAUCCAUAUAGAGUGAUAAACCCACUUCCACCGAGUUUUAUUGAAUACUUGCUAAGUGAUGGAAUAAAGCUAGCAACAAAACAGAAGCAAUUAGAACAGACGAGUGAUAAUGAGUAUAGUGACUGGGAAGAGGACGAGGCGGAUGAGCCUGAACCUGUGCAUUUGAAAUUCAUUGAGUUGCAUGAUCAGAUCAACAAGUACGUCGAUGAGUUAGGUGGACAGGUAAUCCCCAAACUAAAUUGGUCAACUCCGAAGGAUGCUAGCUGGUUGAUCCCGGGAAAUACUGUUCGCUGUAUCGAAUCUAAUGAUAUAUACCUACUUUUGAAAUCAUCCGAUCAUAUAGUGGAUGACUUGUUGUAUCCUUUCCUGGAGGUAGACAACGCAAAGGAUAUAAAGGUUUCGUACGAAUUGAUUUUGAAGAAAUGGGAGGAUAUCAAUCCUGCAUUAGAGUUUAGAGUGUUUGUGAAGGAUGGCAAGAUUUCGGGUAUAUCUCAACGUGACUUGAAUUACUACGAUUUUUUGAAGGAUCUACAGUUGGAGAUCGAUGAAAGGAUAAGCAAGUUUGUUUAUGAGGAAGCGAUUCCAAAGUUGAAUUUGAAUAAAUUUAUCCUAGAUGUGUAUAUACCGCGACCAUUUGAAAAGGUAUUGAUUAUCGAUGUGAAUCCAUUUCUGCGAAAGUCAGAUUCCUUAUUGUUUACCUGGAAUGAGUUGUUGGUGAAAAUUCCUAAAGAUGACAACGACUACGAAUUUAGGUUGAUUAAUGAGACAAACCUUGGAGCUUUUGCCAAAAAGCAAUAUAGUGAAAGUCAAGUUCCAAUAGAUGUUGUUGGCGCAGCGAAUGAUGCUGAAGCAUUGAUCAAUUUGGCCAGAGAAUGGGAUAAGUUGCAAGCAAAGGAAGCGAAUUCAGAGAAAAAAUAG